Penicillium antarcticum is the source of this 648-nucleotide messenger RNA. RefSeq lists its product as uncharacterized. NCBI's taxonomy places the organism in Eukaryota, Fungi, Ascomycota, Eurotiomycetes, Eurotiales, Aspergillaceae. The transcript is spliced from 2 exons. The record is from RefSeq and is a predicted model, not a curated record. The coding region runs from base 1 to 648 and encodes 215 amino acids.
AUGGUGUUCGGGAUCGUCAUGAUGGCGGCAAUGGUGCCGACCAUGAUGGGCGUCAAUGAAGCGACCAAAGGCACCAAGGAUCAUGAAAACCAGCGGCGGAAGAAUGCGCGAACACAGCGAUCUCAUCUUCUGGUUCAGUGCCCAUCCUAUGAGGAGCCACUGCAGCAGAGAAAGGCAGUCCACAAUGCACAGGUAUACUUGGGCACAGAUGGCAAAGUCUAUAUUACAAAGUCGAACUGCCCACAGCUCUCACUUUUUAAUGGCGGAUUCUACCCACACCCUGAAUUUCCACCUGACAACACAGCAGGGUUUGUUACCAUCUCGGGUGAAGCACCUCCGACUCUGCGUUGGCUUUACGUGGAUUCAAAGACUCAUGAGGUGCGCUGGGGCGGCCGACAAGAAAGCCAAGGGAAUUUAUGUGGUCCUUUUGACUGGACAAAGGAUGAAUCACGCGUCACGUUAGAGGGCUGGGAAGGUUGGAUGGCUGUGCGGCUUCCGCGCGAUGAAAUGUAUGCCAAGGAGUUAGAUAUGGAGGACACUCAAGGACUUUGGAGGCUUUAUUUUGAUCAAAACGAUGAUGGAGCUGAUCUUCCUCCGGGCGCUGAGGUUUUAGAAGUCAUACUCAGUAGAACUAUGGCCGAGUCCUGA